Molecule: messenger RNA, 551 nt
Organism: Hyphopichia burtonii NRRL Y-1933
Lineage: Eukaryota; Fungi; Ascomycota; Pichiomycetes; Serinales; Debaryomycetaceae
Exons: 1
Coding region: 149-508 (119 amino acids)
Source: RefSeq, a predicted model, not a curated record
UUAUAUUUUCCAUACUAAUUUUGUCCGGUUGAAUAAUUCCCCUUUACCCCAGAAUUUCCAAACCGCACUAAAAAACAAAAUAAAAAGGUUAUCCACGCAUAAGCAUUGUUCGUUUCAACGGAACCUUCUCAGAGUCAGGACUUUGGCCAUGGAGUUAUGCAUUUUAACUGUAUCCAAUUGUAUUCAGUUGUAUCCAAUUGCACUCAAUUGCAGUCUAAUUGCAUUAACAGGCCCACCAGACAGUCCUAGUGGCCGACUCUCCAGCUUCCAGAACACCAGAACGUCCGAACUUCCAACUAGUGACUCCCCCAGUGGACAAGUCCGACAAACAGGGUGGUCCCGGAGUCGGCUCCGUCACCGUAUCAGAGUCACUCGAGUCGAACAACCUGUGAUUUGUAGCGAAAAAGCCCUUAUCAGAGCAGGCCACGCCCGGGCCAAGGGAAGCCCGCUCCGGCCACCGAGGGAGUUUGGACAGGGACUGCACACUGCCACGGGUCGGCAGGCUUAAGUAAGCAGCACGUGAGCAGCACAGCAGUCCCGUCCCACGACCU